Messenger RNA from Fimicolochytrium jonesii, 453 nucleotides. RefSeq lists its product as uncharacterized. Lineage: Eukaryota; Fungi; Chytridiomycota; Chytridiomycetes; Spizellomycetales; Powellomycetaceae. The transcript has a single exon. The record is from RefSeq and is a predicted model, not a curated record. Gene Ontology annotation, molecular function: structural constituent of nuclear pore. Gene Ontology annotation, cellular component: nuclear pore. The annotation marks the transcript as partial.
AUGGCCGAAAAGUGUGCGUUCCUCAGCACCCAGCCCCCUGAUUUCAACACGAACGACAGCAUUGGGGAGAGUCUUACGGAUGACCCGCGUGUGGAUUGGGAAGGCACUUCUGCCGACAGAGCUUGGCGGACGUUGAAUGAGUACCUGUUGGAGCACGACACUCCUCGCACGGGCUAUGCUUACAGGUCUGCAGUGAUCGACCGCGUGCUGCAAGUUCAUCGCUCGUUCCGCAUUCCCAAAGCGUGGAUUACCUCGUUUUACGAUACACGGAAUCCGGAUGAUCUGAUUCGCGUGUACCUGAAGCAUGAUUUACUCGAGGAAGCUGCUUAUUUCGUCUCCGACUAUGUCAAAUGUCAAGAAAAACUCCUGAGGGCACGGAAGACCGCGGGACGACCCUUGGAUACUGCAAGCCGGCCGAAGUGGUUGCCUUACUUGCUGAUUGAUCAAACGAUA